GCAGAAACACAGCGGUCGACACAGCUCGGAGCUACAAAGGCAACUUCUCUCCAGUGUCAAGGACUCAAGGCCUGGUCUAGGCCUGUGCAACGACAACCUCAAGGGCCAUGGAGCUGUGGCUUCACCUCUCCUUCCUGUCCACAGCCCUGGCCUUGGAUGAGGUGCUAAUGGACACGCAGAUGGCAACGGAGGAACUGAACUGGCUGGCAGUGCCCAGCAGUGGGUGGGAGGAGACGGUGGCCGUGGAUACGAACUUCAACACCAUUCGAACCCACCGUGUGUGCAACAUGGAAAGCCCCAACCAGGACAACUGGCUGAGGAGCGGCUUCAUCGGGCGUGGAGAGGCCCGCCUGGUGUACGUGGACCUGCGCUUCACCAUGAGGGACUGCAGGUCGUUCCAGAGCCCGUGCCGGGAGACGUUCUCGGUCUACCACCGUGAGGCAGACAGCGAGGGGGAUGUGGAGGCCCCGGGAGUCUCUGGGCUGAGGGAGGACUACGCCAAGGCGGGCGAGCUUUCCGCGGAGCUGGUCUUCACGCUGGGGGAAGGCGGCGGGGUGAACCGGGCCACGGUGGCGGUCGGCCCACUCUCCAAGGCCGGCUUCAGGCUGGCCUUCCGGGACCGCGGGGCCUGUGCCAACCUGCUGUCCGUGCGGGCCUACUACAGGAGGUGCCCGCCCGCCAUCCUGGGCCUGGCGCGCUUCGCCGCCACCGCCACGGGCCCAGCCCCCACCUCACUGUUGCCCGUAGGCGGCUCGUGCGUGGACGGGGCCCAGGAGGCCGACACGCCGCCCACGAUGCACUGCAGCGGGGAGGGCCACUGGCUGGCGCCCGCCGGAGCCUGCCGGUGUAGGCCCGGUUACCGGGGCAACCAGGAGCUCACGGCCUGUACAGGUAACCAGGGCCUCCACUCACGC
Messenger RNA from Leucoraja erinaceus (little skate), 914 nucleotides. Its product is annotated as ephrin type-B receptor 3-like. Gene Ontology annotation, cellular component: neuron projection. The annotation marks the transcript as partial. The record is from RefSeq and is a predicted model, not a curated record. Lineage: Eukaryota; Metazoa; Chordata; Chondrichthyes; Rajiformes; Rajidae. Gene Ontology annotation, molecular function: transmembrane-ephrin receptor activity; protein binding. Gene Ontology annotation, biological process: axon guidance. The transcript has 4 exons.